AUGGAGCUCAACGAGAAGAUUGGGAAGAGGGAUGUGGGGUUCUGCCGCGUGCUGCGAAACGUCGGCGUUAUGCCACGUGGCCGUAUCGGGCUCUAUGAGUUUUGGAAAAGCGUCGGGUUUGACACGGUGCCGCGUCAACAAGUGCGGCGCAGGAGGAGCGAGUGGAUUCUGCAUGCAACCGACAGGGGGGGGGGGGGGUGUUGUACGGCCUUCCUGCAACCGCGGAAGCGCAGAAUAACAGGGCGUCCAACUGGCUUGAAGGUCCAAUCAGGCCGGAGAGUAUUUUUCCAAAAUUUUUUGCUUCUUUUGCAGGCAGGGAUAUCACGGGCUGCCGUUUUUUGA
Messenger RNA from Trypanosoma cruzi, 342 nucleotides. RefSeq lists its product as uncharacterized. The record is from RefSeq and is a predicted model, not a curated record. The transcript has a single exon. Lineage: Eukaryota; Euglenozoa; Kinetoplastea; Trypanosomatida; Trypanosomatidae. The coding region runs from base 1 to 342 and encodes 113 amino acids.